Messenger RNA from Ostrea edulis (European flat oyster), 452 nucleotides. Its product is annotated as sodium-coupled monocarboxylate transporter 1-like. Gene Ontology annotation, cellular component: membrane. Gene Ontology annotation, biological process: transmembrane transport; sodium ion transport. The transcript has 2 exons. Bases 9 to 452 code for a protein of 147 amino acids. Lineage: Eukaryota; Metazoa; Mollusca; Bivalvia; Ostreida; Ostreidae. The record is from RefSeq and is a predicted model, not a curated record. Gene Ontology annotation, molecular function: symporter activity.
UCUGAAAGAUGGACAGUCAUCCGGGCUUUGGAGUUGCAGAUUACUGUAUUUUUGGAGCCUCGGUGAUCAUUUCUUUGGGAAUCGGAAUCUUUUAUGCAUUUUCCGGUGGAAGACAGCGCACGGCUGCCGAGUAUUUGGUCGGCAACCGUCAAAUGAAGAUGCUGCCUCUUACUCUGUCCCUGGUGGUGUCUUUCGAGUCCUCCAUCAUGAUGCUUGGGCUUCCCGCGGAGACAUAUGUCUAUGGACUUCAGUACAUAUGGUACAAUGUGGAAGUCAUGGCCGGUCUUUUUAUUGGCGUUUUAAUUGUGGUGCCUUUGAUUUAUCCCUUAAAGCUAACCAGCGUGUAUGAGUAUAUGGAGCUGCGUUUUCAAUCAAAAUGGGUUCGAAUAUUCGCGAUGAUACAAGGGACCCUGUAUUACAUAAGAAUGAAAUACAAUGUUAAUAGUAAAUAA